ACCAAUAGUUAGUGUUUGCCGUGAGUGUCACUGAGAUUGUGAUUCCUGCUAUGGAAAAUUGUUGUCAGUGAGUAUGUAAGCGAAUGUGUGUGUGAAUGGAAGAGAAUUUUUUUCUGACCAUAGAAAUGUUGAAUGCAACAGUGUAGUCUUAGCAGCCCGAGUAACCGAGAACUUUUCACAUAUCUAAUAUGGUGAUAAAUCUUCCAGCCUGUUUCUUUUCAACUAUGCUACUCUGAGUAAUAGUGUAAGUACAGUUCACUUGGCUGUAGAUUCCCUUUAAAACUCACAAGUUAACAACCUGCAAAACUGUUUAGAAUUUAGUGGCAAGAAUCAUUUGAUAAUUGCAAAGCCAACAUUUGCCUUCCGUAGAGACACAUUACAUGUGUGCAUGAUUAGAUCUGUUUAAAUUUAAAUUAUUAUUUUUUUAAUUAUUUCUUUUGUUUAUUUAUCCUAAGCAUUAUAUGAUUAAUAGCUUAUAUCGCAUAUCAAACAUAUCAUGAGGGUUACCUGUUUUCCAGAUAUUGAUAAGAAUGCCCAUAUUAAAGCUUCAUUGGCAUAUAUAUUGGGAUUUUAGAUUUAAAUACCUCAAACAUAAACAGUGUUUGUGAUUGAGGAUUAAACAGUGACCGAAAAUACAUCAUUCCACGUAAUUUUAUUGGCUUCACGCUCAUAAAAUGACAACUUUUGCACAAGCACAGGGCUUGUUAGGGCUUAAUAUAAUGUUGAGUUUGUAUAUUAUUUUAAAUCAUAAACUGUGAAUGAAUUAUUUGUACUUCUCAGCAUACUAUAUAUUUACAUGAAAAUGUCAUAAGAUGCAUAAUUAGAAAUCUGAGAAAUCUGAUGGACAUUAGCAUUACAAUUAACAAUGUAAUAAUUCAGAAUUAUAUAAUCUGUACUAAAGUAAUUCUCCAAUUGGGGCAUCAGGGGUGGAUAAAUCACAAAUUUAUUAGCUAGUUCACCAGUGAAGUGGAAGCACUAAUGUGGUGCCUAGCCCCAUUUUUCCGAGUUUUGGUAAAUCUAACUGACUAGGCUAGAAAGUGGUAGCUCACAUAAUGUAACAUAUGGCCAGCUAGUUAAGUACAUUAAUACAGACUAAGGGAAUGAGUUGAGUAUAUGAACUAAAACUGUAACCAUAAUCCUUAUCCUAUGAUAAAGUUUGCGAUGUAUCACAUUGUUUUUGCGACCUCAGCAAAAAAGUCAGCAAGUCAUCGGUGAAUGUUUUCUAUAAGCUGUAAUGUUGAUUGGAGUCUGAUGUCUUUAUUUUAUAAUAUGUUUAGUUAUGACGUGACUGCUAUCAACCAGAUUGCCUUGGCUAAUGUGUGCAAUAGGCAGUGGUAUUCAAGGUGUCGCAUGAAAAUCAAAUGAAAACUUUUGUUUUGCGAAAGUAGUAAGGUUUUAUUUUAUUUCUUUGGUUGUUUAACCUACUUGUCUGCUGGGCAGCGAAGGAAAACAAACAAACAGCCCAGACAGAAAAUCAGCUUGUCCUGGGCUAGUGAUUUGUCCACCCCUGGUUUAAAAUCCUAGCAAAUAAAAUAGGGUUCCAGCACUGCUAGUGCUUGGACCCCUAAUAAACUGUCAUAUAUAGUAAAGGAAACUGAAACAGUCUCUGAAAUGAAUUAGUAUUACUGAAUUAAUGUACUAUCAAAAACAUUUCCAAGUGCAUCUUCAUCCUCCAAGCCAUCAUAUGAUCUUGUCCAGUUGCAGAAAGACUGUUGAUUUAAAAUUAUUUAGCUAAUAUUAGCCAAUAUUUAGCUAGAUCACUGUGUCUCUUUUGCCCAGCCUCAACAGACUGUUGCUUUUGCUAUGCUAAAUACCAGUAUGCAUUCAUAUGACAUUAAGUGCUAGAAUAAUUGCUGAGUAAAUAAUGUGUUUUCGUGUGUAUGCAAUUGUGAUGUUCUUUUUACAGCUAGUGUUAAAUGUCAGCACUUGCAGGGUAUAUGUGGUCCCCAAAAAUCCCCUAGACCUUAACUAGGUUUGUGUAACAACAACAAAGUCCAAUUUAUACCUCUCCUAUCCUCUCCUCUCCUUGUGCCAACAAACAAAAUGUAUUUUUGGAUUGGUUUACUUGUAGUAAACCUUUGUGUUUUGAUUUAUAUUGCUAGCUAUUUUCAUGUGAUUUUGUCUGGCAAAUUAUAGAUGUCAUAAGUUGAAUUUUGCCUUUAGAAUUCUCCAGUUGGACUGUGAUAAACUUGAUCCGAAAUAUCUUCAGAGUUGGAUGUUAAUUGGUUAUGUAGUAUUAAGCAUUGUUGCAAAUAUCGUCUUUGUUUCUAUAAAGUACUUUGGUCAUACUGUUCUGUAACCUUGGUUGCCAAGUCUAACAGAUGGAGUAAGUGAAUUCAUGAUUUGAUGCCUUCUGAUAACAAAUACCUGGUAGAUCUGUGAUUACUUGUCAGAACGUAUCAGGGGUAUUCAACUAAAACUUGUAAAGGACCAGUUUCAUAAAAUUCAUUUCUUACAUAGGGUUGGAUAAACGACUCAUCUGACUGAACGGCAUCAACAAUUACAUUUUAAUGCUUAACCAUUAAUGAUUAGUUCAUGGAUAAAAAUAAGACAAUUUGAAUAACAUGUUUGUUUUUUUCGCAGUGGUGCUUCACGUUACCACUUUUGACUAGUCCCACAGAUUCUUAACAGAUGACAUACAUCGUUUUGAAGUAUGUGUUUAUUCUCCCUGUGUGAAAUUAAAAACAGAUGCUUAUCCAGACCUUUGUAAGCAAGACUUUUUUUAAACAUCAGAUUGGAUUGACAGUACGCUUUUUAUUAAGGAUUGUGAAGAAUCGCCUAACAAGUUCAGUCUGAGGGUUGGAGGUUUUAGUUGUUUUACUGUUUUCCAGCUGUGUAUGUAAGUUUCAAUGUUUGUGACCAUGUGAUAGUUUUUGCUGUUUAAUCUUCAACUGGGUAGUUUAAGAAGUCUGAAUCUUUGCACAUAUAAGCCAAUUUAAUAUAAUUCAUUUGGUUUAUUUGCUUUAAAACCGGUGUAAUGUUCUGCUUAUUUUAUUACCUAGUGUGAAAGUAACUCUAGACUUUGUCCUACAUGGUUAGUCAUUUUUGAUGUCUGAUCAUUUAUCAGACUGCCACAAGCUAAUCAAUCCUAUUUCAUGCAACAACAACAUCAAAAAUUGCAACAAGCGAGGUAAAUUUUAUUGUAUAAAUUAGACAUGCCCCAACUAUAACUCUUACAAAUUUACAAUUAAUCAUGAUAUAAUAACUGACACCAACGAAAAGGGCCUUGAAAUGUCCUCACUUUAUUUUUAUAUAUCUUGUUGGUCUGUGGGCAGUUCACAGUACCAGCUUGAAUCAUUGGUCACACUGCUUAGGCUCAGAUUGCAUUUGUAAAUCCCAGCUUGUACCUGUUACUGUAGCUCUGACUUGCCAAGACGCUGACGAAUCAGUUAGUUAAUAACCCUUUUGGAAAAGUCAUGGGCAGCAUUUCAAUACUAUUUUUAACACACCAUCACCUUCCCUGAGCCAGAAUCCCUGUUGCCCUCUUAAAGGAAAAGUUCACCCUGUAACACAUUAAACAUGUUUAUAUUGAAAUAUUUGUUUUGUUUAACAAUCCUUGUGCUCAUUUGUGCUCUAUUUUUAUUAUUCCUAUGAGUAUGUGCUCCGCUGAUGUCACGGGGGACAAUACUAGUGCAGUUACAAUUGUAUUUAAUAGGAGAAACAAAUUUGAACAAUCUCAAACCUAAGGGAUAACAGUUAGCUUUCACUGUUGGCUCCUAAAAACAAAAGCGCAAUAAUAAUUUCUCACUCACCAAUUUUCAGCAACAUUCAACAUCAUAUUAAUGAGCAUUCCAACAUAGAAGUAACAGUAUGAGAUGCAGCUACACAACACAGUUGUGCUGAGUACAGCAGAGUCUUGGUUCCACUAGUGAACAAACGAUGAGAUGACGAGUGUGAUGGCAUUGGUGGUGGUAUUAGCAUGAAAGCUUUGAAGCUUUGGAAACUGAUCUGUUUGAACAGAGUGCACAGAUGGGAAUGUGAUAGAGCUGGACUGACUAAAAGUCUAAAGCUUUGCUGCAUCGCUCCCUUUAGGUAGACAUAAAAUGAGAACUAAUCCCACUGGCGCCACUAAUAGCAGGUAGCUGAAUGGCAUUGUGGGUAAUGUGGGAAACUGUUAAGCAAAGUGAAAAUAGACAGCCAUUUCAAUGAGCGAAGUUUAAACAAAAAAAGUUUAUAUUAUCAUUAUAAAUAGUACCAUGUAAGUCAUUUAGGGUGGAUUUUUCCUUUAAGAGUCGUUCCAGUACUGUAUUCGCUCAAUGCCAAGAAGUGUAUUAGAUGAGCAAUAAGACAUUUGUGUUGUGUUAUGUAGACAAGACUACUUAAUCUAAACAAUACUGUAAUACAUGACUUUAUUCUACUAGCUAGUUAGGAAGCUAGCUAAUUAACACAGUCAGCAAACCAGCUGGUUUGCACACUGCAUAAAUUGGAAGAAGUGUACAUAUGGCUAAGUUAUAUGCUCAUAAUUCACAUGGGAUGUCAACAAGGGUGUGUUAAAAACAGUAUAGGAAGGCAAGGAUAAUUACGUGUCUAUAAAGUUAAUCCGGUUUCAGUCCCUAUAUGAUCAUUGUACAUUAUUGCAAACCAUUUUAUAUGAAUGCAAACCAAUUGCUUUGCCAGGUUCGCAGUAUGAAAUUAGUCGGUACUGAUAUAGCUCUAUGCAGAUAACACAUAGUAUGGCACUGUGCAUAUUUGUUACAUAUGUUCCUAGCAUUUCUUGGUCAUUGUACUUCAACAUGCAAGUAAUAUAUGAACUUGGUAUUUGUGUUUGGGCAUAUAAUUGACCAAUAGUCUUAAAAAAUUUGAAUUUGACAUUUCUAGUGUAUAAUGGACAUCAUCUUAAACAUAAGAGCAUAAGGUCCUACUGUCAAAAUGUCAUAUUGGCAAAUUGGAUUUCAUGACAUUAAGAACAUAUCGACUUUAACAAUGCUGCAAAAAACAUCUAACGGUAAAAGUGAGCCGUUAUCGGCUUAUGACUGACCCACACAGUGUUUCAUUUUAGCGUUAGCUUUAUUACAAAAAAAAAAAAGUCUAGAGCAAACAAAAAUCUAAAUAUAAUAACCUUUAAAAAUUAUUUUUCAAUUAUGAUUUAAACUUACAAAGUAUUUUUUAUUAAUCAAAAGAUUUUUCCAAUUCUGGCUGAUGUGUUCACCUUUAGGUAAGUUGUAAAUAUAUAUUCUGAAUUUAUAGCAGUGUGUUUUAUUAUUGAUUUAUUUAUUUAAUGCAAAUGUAUUUUUGGUUUUUAUGUACUGAAAUUUGCUUACUAACUGGAAAAUAUGAGAAUGUGUGUCAAUUAACAGUUGCAAUGAAUCUGACGUGUAUUGAGCCUGAUUUUGCUAUUAUUUCAAUUGGAAAAAAAGACAAGUUUUUAUUUGGGAGUCUUGCCUCAGGAUUUUUUUGCAAUCUGGCAGUAAUGCUUUCUCUUUUGAUACUCCUGUUUGGUCUUAUUAUUUUCAUCCUCUGAUUGCUAUGAAAUUUCAAUUUCAUUUUAAAACUGAAUCAGACUCUGUAAUUGGCCAUCUGUAGCCAUCAAACUUGGGGGAAAUAUAGCUACUUUAUUUUCUCACUACUUCAGUACUGAAUCCAUUAAUGUAUUUUUGUUUCUAUUCUACCUUCAGCUUAAGAUAUAUAUUUGUCUUGAUAUAAGACGAUUUUUCUUUCUUAUUUUAUUCUAGUAUUUUUGUUACAGUGAUGUCAAAUCAUUUGUAGUUGAUCAUUUCUGACUAUGCUUGUUUUGCUAACGCGACAGGAUUCAAACAUGAUUUUGCUUGUAGAUAAAUUAGAACGUAUUUGAUAAUAGUCUAGGAAGCUGUGUGAUGGUUAUGUGUUAUUAACAAGGUAAACAUAGAAAACAUGGAGAGCUGAUCAGAGUGUAAGUCUCAACUAACAUGAAAAUGUUCAUAUUUAAAAAAUUAGAUUGGAAAAUGAGCCAAUAACUUUUGCACAUAAAGUUUUGCUAAAGGCAUUAUGAAAGGUAGAGUCCUUUAAUAUAGCGAUUUUAGAAAGGAGCCAGUAAUGAAUUACUUACGACCUGUUAUAGGAGCUCUAGUUAGGUAUGUCGAGAGUUUUCAUGUGCUGAAAUACAAUUCCUUGCAUAAGUAUUCACCCUCCUUGAACUUUUCAAAAUUUUAUACUGUUAUAACCUGGAGUUAAAAUGGGCUUAAUUCGGAUUUUUACCUUUCCAUUUACACAAUAUGUCUAACAUUUGAAGCUGCAAAAUAUAAUUUUGUAACACACAGGUUAAUUAAACAAACAAACAAACAAAAAAACAGACAUUUGUUGGUUCCAUAAGUAUUCACCCCCUGGGUCAAUUAUAGUUGAUUAGUAGUCUGCGGGAAUACAUUACGUCUCUGUUAGCUUUGCACCUCUGGAUCCUGAUAUGUUUGCAAAAUUGCUCAAGCUCUGUCAAUCUGGAUGGUGAACAAUAAUUUUUAAGUCUUGCCAUAGAUUCUUAACGGGCUUUGACUGGGCCAUUCUAACAUAUUCAGGUUCUUGGUUUUGAACCGUUCCUGUGUUGGAAAAGGUCACGGGGCAGGGGGAUACUCACGCAAGGCACUGUAAGUUCACUUGAUUUUUCUUCAGUACCAAGAAAUAAAUAUCAUAUUAUUAUUAUUAUUAGAAGCCAUAAAGGAUUUUUAUAUGUGAAAUAUUUCAAGAGAUAUAAAGUUUAAGUUAUCUUCUCCUGCUUUGGUAUUAUGCCAAAUUAGUCUGCUUAGAGACUGUACAUAAACACUUGAUCACAAAUCAUGCUGUAAAUACAGCAUAUAUUAAACAGAACGUUAAAGGCAAGAGUGCUGCAGUGUGUGUGUGUGUUUAUGAGUGUGUUUUGAGGUGCUCAGUGCAGUGCUAGGCCCAUGUGAGUGAAAAUGAGUGUGAUAUUGUUACAUGCCAUGCUGAAAUAAGUUAUAAUACAAUAGAUGUGUCUUAGGUAUUGGUUUUUCCAAUGAGUUCUGGCACAUAUUAUUAACAUGGAAUUGUUCCUGGCAAGACAUGCUUAUGGUGUGAUAUUUAUAUUGCAUUUGCAGCACUUUUUCCUUUUCAAGGGUCAUUUAGAAAUACAACCCCAAUUCCAGUUGGGAUGCUGUGUAAAAUGUAGAUAAAAACAGAAUGCAAUGUUUUGCAAAUCUCAUAAAUGCAUAUGUUAUAACACAUGGGUUUAUAUGGGCUUAUGAGAUUUGCAAAUCAUUGCAUUCUGUUUUUAUUUACAUUUUACACAGUGUCCCAAAUUUUUUGGAAUUGAGGUUGUAAAAAAAAAAAAAAUUAUGGAGCCUCAACUUGCAUGUAAGGUUGCAACCAACAAUUCAAGUGCAUGGCUACUAAGGUCUGCUAAGUGCAUCAUCCAGCCUUGACCACAUGCCAUUUGAUUAUCUGCUCUCCAGAAUUAACUUGUUUCUUUCAACAAUGACACAAAUCUCAACAUUGAAGUGAUGACUUCUUGAAUUCUAGCAUAUUUUUAUUUGAGAAUCUUCAGCCAGGAUCUUAUUGGAAGUCCCAAUAAACGAUUGAAGUAGAGUAUUAAGAAUUUCCUGAAGGAUCCUGUUGCACAUGACUUGAUCAGAUUUUUUUUUUUACUUAUGCUGAUUAUUUUGAUAUGCAUCUCUUAAUAGUUUAUAAUUUUCCUGACAUCAAACUGCUUAACGUUUUUACGGGCUGUAUGCUGUUUUAUUUUAUUUCAUUUUAUUUUCUUGAGGACAGCUAUUUUGCGAUUAUAAUAAACAAAAUAUAGAUGUAGUAUGAAAAAUGAAUAAUACAUUUAUGAAGUAAAUUAAACUGAAAUGAUGCCAUUAUGUCAUUGUGCUGAAAUCUGUAUAAAUAUUUAAUUAUAUAUUAUAUUAAAAUACAUUUGCUAACCUAUAGAUGGGAUUUUUAUUUUUGUGGAAGGUGUGUGGAAGAUGCUUCUCUUUCUGAUGCCAAAAUAAUUUAGUGAAAACAUAAGGGAAACCAAAAGUCCCUCAAUAAAAUGAGCCUGUUACAAGACAAGUAGAACUCAACACCAACAUCAACUUGGAUGCAAGUCUAGUCUAAUUUGUAUGGAAGAACUACUCUUAAAAUACACUUCAAACAGGAAGAAAGCUAUUGACGAAAAACUAUUUCAGACAUUUCACUUUGCUGUGACCUUCAUCCUGUUCAGAUUAAUUCCUAAAUCUAAUCUGUUCAUCUGCUGGUUACAAUGACAACUCUGUAUAGUUCCUUCACCACUUGAUGGCAGAGGCAUAAAAAGGCUACAUGCAUCUUAAAAUCAUUUAAGUAUGAAUGUUGAAGAUGUUAGAUUUAUUUUUUUCUUCAUCUGAAACAAACCUACAUUAUAUGGUCAAAAAUAUGUGGACACCUUACAAUCAUAUCCAUUCCCUAAACUGUUGAACAAAACUGUGUAGGGUGUCUAUGCUGGUAGCAUUACAGUUUCCCUUGACUGGAACUAAGGGACCCAAACCUAUUCCAGCAUAACGAUGCCCCUGUGCACAAAGCAAGCUCCUUGAAAACAUGGUUUGCCAAAGCUAGACUGGAAGAACUCGAGUGCCUACACAGAGCCCUGACCUCAACCCCACUGAACACCUUUGAGAUGAACUGGAAUACCAGCCGCACCCCAGACUCACAUAAUAUCAGUGCCUGAGCUCACUAAUGCUCUUGUGGCUAAUUGGGCAAAUCUCCACAGCCACGCUCCAAAAUCUAGUGGAAAGCCUUUGCAGUAGAGUGGUUAUUAUAACAGCAAAGGAGGAAUAAAUCUGUAAUAGAAUAUUGAAACUGUGCUAAAUGUCAUUAUGUUUCAUUAUGCUAAGUUUCAUUAUGCAUCAUAUAAACAAUAUGCUCUUUAUUACUAUACAAAAAGGAAAACAAUUUUCUACCAGAUUUCUUUCUAAGCACUGACUGGAAUCUUUGAAAAUGCUCAUUAAUGAAUGUCAUAUUAAACCCAAUAAUUCUUUUUUUUAUUUGCUCAUUUUUACAAACUAUUUACAAAUAAACUGUUGAGAAGAACAUUAAUUGCUAAUCAGUCAGAAAACUAUAAAACAGCAAAUACCUUCAUUAUUUAAUUUUUGUCUUAAAUACACUACUAAAUGUUACCUUUAAAUAAAUAUAUAUAUUCAAAAAAACAAAUUUUUGGCUGGAAAACAAGUUGCAGUACACACAUGAACAUCUAGUCUAAUAUACACUCACCAGCCACUUUAUUAGGAACACCUGUAUACCUGCUCAUUCAUGCAAUUAUCCAAUCGGUCAAUCAUGCAACAGCAGAACAAUGUAUAAAAUCAUGCAGAUACAGGUCAAACACACAUCAGACAUGUGCGCAUCACAUGUUAGAAUGGGGGAAAAUUGUGAUCUCAGUGGCUUAUCUCCUGAGAUUUUCACACACUAUAGUUAUAUAAAAAUAACUAUUAUAUAAAAAGAUGUGUUGGAUGGAUAACUGGUAUAGAAAAUGGAUGGAUGAAGUUCUGUAAACAUCCUCCUAACCUCAAGAGGGCGCUGUGAAAAAUCCCAUUUACAGCAUUGAGCCAAUAAACUCUAAUGCUCACGUGGCCACAUUGCUUGGUGAUGAAAAAGCCUGGCUUGACAAUUUUCUGUAGCAUCGCUGCCACACACACAAAAAAAUCAAAUCAAAAGUUUGAACUUGGAUCUAUCCGCAAAAAUACUUGCUUGUGCAUCAAGUGAAGAUUAGUCGAUUGAUCCGCGAUGUAACACUACGAUUAGAGAAUUUACAGAGAAUUAUGGAGAGCCAUGUUUUCAUCCGAGUAGUGGGGAAGGGGAGUUACGGUGAGGUGAACCUGGUGCAACACAAAUCUGACCGUAAAUAGUACGUCAUCAAGAAGCUGAACCUGAGAACAUCGUCGAAGCGAGAGCGCCCACAGCUCGAACAUCCCAACAUCGUCACCUACCGGGAAUCAUGGAAAGGAGAAGACUAUCAGCUUUAUAUAGUUAUGGGCUUCUGUGAGGGAGGAGACCUGUAUCACAGGCUGAAGCAGCAGAAGGGUGAGCUGCUGCCUGAAAGACAGGUGGUGGGGUGGUUUGUCCAGAUCGCCAUGGUACUUCAGUAUUUACACGAGAAACACAUCUUGCACCGAGAUCUGAAAAUGCAGAACAUCUUCCUGACCAAGACCAACAUAAUCAAAGAGGGUAAUCUGGGCAUCGUACGUGUUCUGGAGAAUCAGAAUGACAUGGCCAGCACCCUGAUCGGAACACCGUACUACAUGAGUCCUGAGCUUUUCUCCAACAAGUCGUACAACUACAAGUCGGAUGUUUGGGCUCUGGGCUGCUGCGUGUACGAGAUGGCAACUCUUUAACACGCCUUCAAUGCAAAAGACAUGAACUCGCUCGUGUACCGUAUCGUAGAGGGAAAGUUGCCUCAGAUGCCAUCUAAGUACGAUCCUCAGCUAGGAGAGCUGAUCAAGCGAAUGCUGUGUAAGAGGCCAGACGACAGACCGGAUGUCAAACACAUUCUGCGGCAGCCCUAUAUCAAACAGCAGAUUGCAGUCUUUUUGGAGGCCACUAAAGAGAAAACUGCCAGUUCCCAAAAGAAGGUGAACAGCAAGCCUAAUAGAGACAUACCAAGAGACGUGCAUGUUCUUCAAAAGCAGGAGCCACAGUGUGUCAACUCUGAGCAGAAAAGCAGAGGAAGCAGGUCAGAGGAAAAUCAAUCCAAACAUCACAACGGCAUAAAGGACAAUAUUCUCCCAAACCCACCCCUGUUCAUAAACUCCCCAAGUCAGGACAUUUAGGACGUCCUGAAUUCAACAGAUCAGAACGUAGCAACCAUCAGCAAUACUGACAUCGACAUCCAACCUCAGGAAUACAAGGACAAGCUACGGAAAGUGAAACCCCAUCGACCCGCAGCUUCAGCGGCCAAACGGACAGAGAGAGACGAGAAAAAGAAAGAGGACACGGCCGUUCCUCAGCCACACCCCAGAACACAAGUAUCAGGUGUCCUUAUCGGAAAGGAAGAACGCUCGCUUGUUUUACUGAGUUCGAGUUUGACAGAAUUGUUAAAACCCACGGAAAGAAUCAAACCCGUAAAAGACAGCAGAGCUCCGUUUGUGGAGGAGGACACUAUGAAACUGCUGCAGCAGGCAGCGAUGGAGGACUGGCACUCAUGGAGUCUUACAACCCAGAGCAAACUGCAGCUCCUUCAGAAACCAGCAAGCAACAUAUUCAUCCUACUUUCUCUUCCGUGGAGCCGUCCACGUCCCGUCAGUGCAGACAGAGAUGUGGCCCACGAUGAGAGCAAAAUUAAAGCAGCCAAUUCCAUGCCUCUGCCUCCACUUCAUGAAAAUUCCCCAACCGUAGGUAUAAAAAGGAGAGAAGGAAGUGAAGUUGAGAUGGCUAAACACUCUGAUCACCAACAUGACCCUAUACCCCAGAAUCGGCUUCUAUCAGCCCGAGAGAGGAGGCAGCUGAGGAAGAUACGAGAAAACCAGAGCGAGUCAGCUCCUGCUGUCAGAAGGGCGUCGUGCGAUGUUGCCUCGGUAAAUGCCAAGAACACGGACCAGCCUGAGAGAAAAUCAUUAUUGUGUCACUCGGAUGAGGAGUGCAGCUCAUCCACCAGUACCACAGAGCGCUCUGAGGGAGACUACAGAGAGGGCAAAAGCAAGACCAACGAGAUGCAAGACCUGGUCCAGAUGAUGACGCAGACAUUACGAAUGGACGCCAGAGACGUCCUGUGUGAGCAGGAAAGCUCGCGGUCUAACUCGGCCAUGGUGCCCGAGUUCAAACUGAACACGACGUACCGAGACACGCUGAUGCUUCAUGGGAAAAGCAGAGCGGGAGAGCGCGACUUCUAUUUCAGUGACGUCCGAUCAAAGGACUCUUCAGGACCGGCUAAGAUUAGGAGAGCCGUGGAGCACUCGCGCACAGACAUGGUUAAAGGACUCUGAGUGAAACUGCUGGACAAAAUCCUGGACCUCCUGCAGGAGGAGGACGAGGACAAGCGAGAGGUCUUGCUACGGCAGCAGAUGGGGGAAGAAAAGUACAAAGCGUACGCCGUUAUGGUGCGGCAACUAAAAUUCUUCGAGGACGUCGCGUUCAAAUGCUGAGUAAAUCCGCUGACGCGCAAACCCUGAUCAUGUCUCCACUGAUGAUUAGUAGACUUUGGCGAUUAUACUUUGAUUUCCUUUGUAAAUAUGAACUGAUACAAUGCACUGAAUGAAUCACAUGUCUUUAUGCAACUUAUCUCAGUGACCAGCAUUUCGUUUCUCCUGUAUGAUUGUAAAUUUCUGAUCCGGUUCUAUAUUGAAAGUCAACAUUUUUCUAUUGCCUACACGAUAUAUAUGUUUCGAAAUGUAGGAUGAUUUAUAAUAAACACUUCGGUUUCUGUAAAAAAAAAAAAAAAAAAAAUCGCCACUUCGUCUCCACUCCUGCCAGCCAAGUACAGGAAUCUGAGCUAUAGUGGGUACAGGAUCACUGAAAAUGGACAGGUAAAGGUUGGAAAAAGACCAAACAAUGUUUUAUAAACUCUAGAGACUUUUGAAAAUACCAGGAGAUACUUAAACCAACUGUGUUAGCUUCCACUGUUAUGCUGAUGAUACACAGUUGUAUGUUUCAGCGAAGCUAGAGGACAGACAUAAGCUUAGUAAAGUUGAGGAUUGUGUAAAGGACAUUAGACAUUGGAUGUUAACUUCCUUCUGCUUAAUUCUGAUAAAACAGAAAUACUUUCAUUAGGCCCACGUGUAGCUAGAAGUAAUCUUUCUGAUCACAUGGUUACUCUGGAUGGUCUUUCUGUUUCAUCAUGUGCAGCAGUUAAAGACCUUGGAGUGAUUAUUGACUCCAGCCUAUCAUUUGAUGCUCAUGUAGAUAAUAUUACUAGGAUAGCCUUCUUUCAUCUCAGAAAUAUUUCUAAAAUAAGAAAUAUAUUGUCACUACAUGAUGCGGAAAUACUAGUUCAUGCAUUCGUCACCUCUAGAUUAGAUUACUGUAAUGCCAUACUGUCUGGAUGUUCCAGUAGGAAUAUAAAUAAGCUCCAAUUAGUCCAGAAUGCAGCUGCUAGAGUCCUAACUAGAACUAGAAGAUACGACCAUAUCACACCGAUAUUAUCAAUACUGCAUUGGCUCAAAGUAAAAUCUCGCAUUAAUUAUAAAAUACUUUUAUUAACCUAUAAAGCACUAAAUGGUCUCGCGCCACAAUAUCUAAGCGACCUUUUGGUUUUCUAUGAUCCGCCACGCCUACUUAGAUCAAAAGAUGCAGG
Messenger RNA from Ictalurus punctatus (channel catfish), 13162 nucleotides. Its product is annotated as serine/threonine-protein kinase Nek4-like. Gene Ontology annotation, molecular function: protein kinase activity; ATP binding. NCBI's taxonomy places the organism in Eukaryota, Metazoa, Chordata, Actinopteri, Siluriformes, Ictaluridae. The record is from RefSeq and is a predicted model, not a curated record. Gene Ontology annotation, biological process: protein phosphorylation.